AUGUCUACUUCUGAUCCUCUCACCAUCGCGCCAUCCGAGAGUUCAUCGGACGGCACUAUUCCAGUAAUUGAACAAAUCGAAGCCUUGCUCUCCCCAGCCUCACCCGCUUCCAACCCAUCCUCGACGCGGUCUCAAAAGAUCCAGGUUGUUCAAACCCUACUUGAAACAGUUGAUUUAGGCCCACGGAAACCUCAAAUCCUGGAACUGCUUGCCGCACGAUGCUAUGAGCAGUAUGUAGCUGUAAAUGAAUGGGCCGCACUGGAGAGCGCAAUCGACUAUUACGGCGAACUCAUACGCGACACCGCAGAAGACGAUUUGGCGACGUCCUCUCGCUUGGGCGAGGCGUAUGCUCGUUGCAUGCAGAAUCGCUUUAUGAGGGGCCGAAAGGAGAAAGAUCUGGGACAGGCUAUCAGCUUUGCAGCCGAGUCGGUCGAGAGAACGAGGGCAGCUGGUGUGGAUUCUACGGUCUUAGCGGACCGACUAGGAACGCUGUGGUUAUGUCUUUUUACAAAGGUUCAUCAACUAGAUGACAGUACCACGGAAGACUUUGAUCGGAUGAUACAAAGCGCAGAAGAGGCUGACACUGUAGCACGAGCACACCCGAGUGACAUCUCGAAAGUGGUUGAAGCAAAGAGUAAUCUGGGAUUAGCUUAUCAGAUCAAAUGGGAUCAGAGACGAGACUUGGAAAGCCUGGCUACAAGCGUAGCUCUCGGCCGUGAAGUUUUGGACCAGCUGCCCAAGGAUGCGGAUACCGAUGCGCGAAUAGCGGCUCUCUCUAACCUCUCCUUCCGUCUACAGAGAGUAUAUCUCUGCUAUGUUGUCGAUGAAGAGCUUCCCACGGGGAUGGAAUCUUUGGAUGGCGAGACGCUCCUGGAUGACGCUCUCGAACAUCUCUCCGAAUCGGCGUUGCUUCACGGUGAACGCACGCUCUCGGUCCCAGAGAAUAUACUGACCUUCGUCAUGUAUAUACGCAACUUCCCAGUCUCCUAUAGGGGUGCUAUGCUCGGACGGUGCGCAAAUGUCCUUCGCAUCGGCGUCAAAAUCAUCAAAGACUACUGCAGUGUCGCCUCUCAAGAGGACCAGAGGGACUGCCUCAGUACAUUCUAUGGCAUUUCACGCUACGCGACUUCUGCGGCUUUACAGAGCGGGGAAACUCCCUACCAAGCUCUUCAGCUACUAGAAGAAGGAAGAACGGUUGCGUUAACGCUGCAAGAAGAAAUCGCAGACGCUGAUACUAUAACAUUGCACGAUGAGAGCCUUGCAGAUGAAUAUUCUGAAGCUUUGCACACUUUCCGAGCUUCUUUCACCAACCAGGUAUCCUUCCACGAAAGGAAGUCUGGCAUGGAACGACUAGCGAAGCUACAAGACCGUAUUAGACAGAUCCCAGGAAUCCUUGGGGGGCCAGAGCGACUGAGUGAGAGGCUAUUGCUCGAGAUGGCUCAAGAUAGAGAUAUCGUGGUAGUCAGCUUGACAGACCUUCGCAGUGAUGCCAUUCUCAUCACCAAAGCUGGCCUUCGCGUUGUUCCCCUACCUAGUCUGGAUGAGUGGCAGCUUUCGGAAGAUAGCUGGGAGAUACAGACGGGUCUUGCCACAGAGGAGGAUCAAGAAGAAGUGUUUCACGACCUCCACGCGAAUCUCUCCAAGCUAUUGCGAGACUUGUGGAGGAAUCUCGUCAAUCCAGUCCUCCGAGAUCUCGGGCACCUUCAGACUUUGUCGAAGAGUGACUCGUGGCCGCGCAUCGUGUGGAUUCCGACGGGCAUUCUUUGCUUAUAUCCGAUCCAUGCUGCUGGGUUGGGCUUGCACAAAGAGGCCAACGCGAUGAACAGAGUCAUCUCAUCCUACGCAUCGAGCUUGUCGAGCUUGCUUCGACUUCACGAAAACGAGGGGAGAGGAGCCAGCUUGGACGGCCCAACCAAGGUUGCCAUCAUGGCCAUGCCAGAAACCGUAGAUCGCCAGCCACUAGACCUGAGCCUCCAAGAGGCCGCGGCCAUCACUCGAGCUUUUCCAGACUCAGAACUCCUCGUCAAUCGAACUACAGAAGAUGUGCUCGAGGUAAUUGCGCGGCAGCCUCAGAUUGUGCACUUUACGUGCCAUGGCGAAGUAGACUACGAUCAACCGCUCUUGAGCAAAUUGCUGACGAGGGACUGGCAGACCAGCCCGCUCACAGUUGCGCAGCUUCAGGUUCUCAACAUCGAGAGAUCCCGAUUGGCAUUUCUGUCUGCGUGCUUCACGGCCAAUGCAGGGGUGGAAAAUAUGCAGGACGAAAAUAAUCACCUUGCUGGAGCCUUGCAUCGGGCGGGAUUCCCCAGCAUUGUAGGGUCUCUUUGGUACGUGGGUGAGGAGGCGGCGUUGGAAGUGACUAGACGCUUUUAUGAAGAGCUGGCGAAGGAAGAGCAGGAGUGGCCAGAGCAUGUGGCUAAAGCAUUGCAUUUUGCGAUAUUAGACUUCCGAGAAACAACCCGUACUGCUGGCAAUAAGAUGAGAGGAGAUCCCGUGAGCUGGGCGCCAUUCUCGUACUUUGGAGGAUAG
Molecule: messenger RNA, 2529 nt
Organism: Glarea lozoyensis ATCC 20868
Lineage: Eukaryota; Fungi; Ascomycota; Leotiomycetes; Helotiales; Helotiaceae
Exons: 1
Coding region: 1-2529 (842 amino acids)
Source: RefSeq, a predicted model, not a curated record